AUGACUGUUGUCAAGCAGCUGUUGUGUCAUCCUCCCGUCCAGCAGAUGUCGCAAACUCACAGCGUGUUACAUAAAACAACAGAGGAAGAAGAAGAGAAGCUCACAAAACGAGUAGUAAUGUUCAUCAUGAGAGAUCAGAUGGAUGUGAUGUGCUCUAAAUCAGUAGGAACUGAUCUGUCCAUGCUGGAUAUUGAUGAUUUGAUGACAGAAAUCUCUCAGCUGAAGAAAGAGGUGGUGUUACUGGAGUCAAAGCUCAGACAGAGAGAUGAACUCAACACAAAGGAUGUAUCUGGUGUCUCUCUGUGUGGCUUUACUGAUCAAACAUCUACAGAUCUUCUGGUUUCUGUCUGUAAUGAAGACCAGAAGACAUCAGUGAAUCUGCUGGACUGUGGGAUAGAAGUGAAACAAGAAGACACAGAAGCAGAUGAAGGUGAUUUGAUUUAUUCAGAUCAGAAAGCGGUAAAUGAGGAAAUUUCACAACUCAAUGAAAUGGCGGAGAAACCUCAUCAUUUGAUACCCAAGGAAGAAUCUCUGAGCUGCUUGAGUACUGGAAGAAAUUUGUCACCUAAAAGGAACAAAAAGCAAAAGGCAAAUGCCAGAGAUCCUCUUAUUUGCACUCAGUGUGGAAAGACCUUCAGUAAAAAACGUAAACUUAAUCAGCACAUGAAACUUCACACUAGAAAAGAGCCUUACAGAUGUGAUCUUUGUGGAAAGAGCUUCAGGGGUACAUGGAACUUUAAUCAGCACAUGCAAAUUCACACCGGAGAAAAGCCUUACAGAUGUGAUCAGUGUGGAAAGCGCUUCAGGGGUACAUGGAACUUUAAUCAGCACAUGCUAAUUCACACCGGAGAAAAGCCUUACACAUGUGAUCAGUGUGGACAGAGCUUCAUUCGUAAGUUCCAUCUAAACAGGCACAUGCAAAUUCACACUGGAGAAAAGCCUUACAGUUGUGAUCAGUGUGGAAAGAGCUUCAUUCAUAAGUGUAAUCUCAACAGGCACAUGCAAAUUCACACUAGAGAAAAGCCUUACAGCUGUGAUCAGUGUGGAAAUAACUUCUUUCGUAAAUCUCAUCUUAACAGGCACAUGAGAAUUCACACUGGAGAAAAGCCUUACAGAUGUGAUCAGUGUGGCAGGAGCUUCAUUCGUAAGUCCAUUCUCACAAGGCACAUGAGAAUUCACACUGGCGAAAAGCUUUAAAAAGCCCCUACAUCUCUCUCUGAUUUUUACAUUUGAAGAGUUCAGAUGCAAAAGCCACCAAACGCCACCUCCAUCAAUUAUGAGAUAAUAAAAUAAACGGAAUGCUCUUGGCAAGUAUGAUACAUUCAUCAAAUACUUCUACUUCUGCUUGGCUUAAUCCCAGCUUCAGGGUAUUCAGAAAUACCAGUUUGUUGGCAGAAUUCAUUAAGAGUCUGAUAGAAAUGAACACUGGGUUACAGUUAGAUGUCGAUGUGGACAUGUUACACACAUUUGCAAACUGCCCGCCCGCUGACUAAAAAGAUGGCUAAACGGGCAGUCACACUACACUUCUUAUUACAUUGACUUCCAUUCAUACGGAUGCGAAUGCAUCAGACCUAUAAUGCAUGCUAGUGCACGAAUAUUUUGCUGCAUACCACAGUUCAAGUCUGGUAACGUUCAGCAGACUCCAUGUUAGUGCGUUAUAUGCAAGGGGAGGCAACUGAGUGAUGACCUGCUGGCUAGGGCGCAGAACAAUGAGGCAAGAUAUUCUCUCUUUGUAUUUAAAGUCAAACAGCAAACAAAACUGGAGUUACCUUAAGUAAACUGUCUGUAUAUCUGUACAUCUGUCUGUAAGUCCUCUACACUUUAUUUGAGUUUUCAAAUCAUGAAGACAUGAUGCAUAUUUCUUGAAAAAAUUUUUUUAAUUAUUCUGCUAAGUAGUUUGUCUGUUUAACUUCCAGUGGCAGCUGAUUUGUAUGGAUAUUUAAGGUAUAAAAAGGUAUUGAAAUACAUAUGAAUAUAUCCAUAGUCUAAUAUAUAACUUUAUACUGUAUAUUGGUUCAGUAAGAGGGGAAUUCCUCUUCAUACCCAGCUUAUAUAAAAACAAAAGUUUUCUAGGUGUUCAUCUGUAGUUUUUACAGUAAGGGUUUUUGCAAUGUAGUGUUGUUGUUUUUUUUAUUUUACUUUUUGGAGAAACCAAAACUGUUAUCCUGUGAUAUCCCAAAAAGGUGGUGUUUUAAAUAAAUGACUGCAUACACAACAACAACAAAUUUGACCUGCCUUGAAAUGUUUAACACAUGGUUUUGCAUAAUUUUUUGGAUUUCUCCUUUAAACGAAUAAAUACAGUGUUUGAUA
This is a messenger RNA of Paramisgurnus dabryanus, 2310 nucleotides long. The record is from RefSeq and is a predicted model, not a curated record. Lineage: Eukaryota; Metazoa; Chordata; Actinopteri; Cypriniformes; Cobitidae.